Molecule: messenger RNA, 773 nt
Organism: Olea europaea var. sylvestris
Lineage: Eukaryota; Viridiplantae; Streptophyta; Magnoliopsida; Lamiales; Oleaceae
Product: ethylene-responsive transcription factor ERF003-like
Exons: 2
Coding region: 75-563 (162 amino acids)
Biological process (GO): regulation of DNA-templated transcription
Molecular function (GO): DNA-binding transcription factor activity; DNA binding
Source: RefSeq, a predicted model, not a curated record
CCUCUCUCACAGACACAUAUCACAAACACUUUCCAUCUUUUGCUUCCUAAACCUUCUGCUCUGCCUCUUCCGCCAUGGCUAGACCGCAGCAACGAUACCGGGGCGUCCGCCAACGCCACUGGGGAUCGUGGGUGUCCGAAAUUCGCCAUCCGUUAUUGAAGACUAGAAUAUGGCUGGGGACAUUCGAGACAGCAGAGGAUGCAGCAAGAGCAUAUGACGAGGCUGCAAGGAUCAUGUGCGGGCCUAGAGCACGAACAAACUUUCCGUACAACCCCAACGAGCCUCAGACAUCAUCGGCCAAGGUUCUUUCGUCUACAUUAAUGGCAAAACUACAAAAAUGUCACAUGGCAUCACUCAAAAUGGCCAAGAAACAACCUAUAAAGCAGAAAAAUGCGGCAGAACAAUCUUCGUGUACUAAAAGGGAAGAUUGUAUUUAUAAAGAGAAUGUUCCGAUGGGGAGUGGACAAGAAUUGAAGGCACUUGAGGAUGAUCAUAUAGAGCAGAUGAUUGAGGAGUUGCUUUAUUAUGGCUCAAUUGAGCUUUGUUCUGUUAUGGAAAAUUAAACAAUUGAAUUUAGUCUCAUUUUCAUUUGCUUUCGGUCGAACUUUUGUCCAUGUUUCCCGUGCUAUAAUCAUGUUUGGUAUGUUGAACUGACCACUCGGAAUAUGAUUUAAGAAGAAAAAUAAGCUAUAGUCCCGUGAAGAUGCUUGCUAGCUGCAACAUGUGUGAACAGGGAAUUGAGAAAAUUGGGCUGAAUAAUGGAUGUUGAUUUC